AUGAAAUUAUAUUUCAACGUAAUGAAUACCGAUUUGAUAGAACACCAUAGAUUGGGCGCAUGUAACAUUUUGACAACCUGAAUGUGUGAAUUACGCCGCAUGUAUUUAUAAAUACAUGCCUACGUGUGCGUGUGCGUCACAGGGGCAUUUGGGCAGAGAACUGUCAACAUGAACUACUUGAGAAGAGAUAACGAGCGCCUGAUCGGCAAUGAAAUUGUUCUCACAACGGCACCCAGCGCAAACACUGAAUCUAGCCAAGAAUGUACCGUAGGUGCAGGAUCGUUGGCUACAAUCUUUCUAAUAGUCAACGCUACGCUGGGUGCUGGUCUGCUAAAUUUUCCACAAGCAUUUGAUAAGAGUGGCGGUGUGAUAACCUCUAUAUUAGUGCAGCUGGUCUUUCUCAUUUUUAUUACAACUGCAAUAAUAGUUUUAGCACAUUGUAGCGAUAGCACUAAUAGUUCGUCGCUACAGGAUACUUUAGCUGGACUAUGCGGACCUAAGUCAUUAACAUUCUGCGCUAUUUGUGUAGUUGUUUAUAGCUUUGGCUGCUGCAUUACAUUUCUAAUCGUCAUAGGGGAUCAAUUCGACAGAGUUUUGGCAACCGUAUAUGGCACCGAUUUUUGCCACUAUUGGUACCUUUCAAGAGGAUUUACAUCUACUCUAACCUGCUGUAUCCUCAUUCUUCCAUUAUGUUUCUCAAAAAGAUUGGAUGUGUUGAGCUAUGUAAGUUCUCUUGGCUGUCUGGCAGUAAUCUAUGUUGUAUGGUUGAUAGUUUAUAAAAGUUACAUAAUAAUCGGCGAGCCCUCAAAGCCGAUGAAAAUGUGGCCCAUCCAUUGGACCGAAAUAUUCCAAGUGGUUCCUGUGGUAUGCUUCAGUUAUCAGUGCCACAUGUCUGUGAUACCUAUGUAUGCCUGCAUGAAGGAUCGAAAACUUGGGAAGUUCACUGUUUGUGCAAUCGUCAGUAUGCUAGUUUGUUUCAUAGCAUACACCAUAGCUGGGAUUUUUGGCUACUCGACAUUUGGAAUCGGAAAGGUACCCGAUGACAUUCUGCAGGGAUACUCGGAUGGUGGGACAUUUUUGACAGUUGCAAUUGUUGCGAUCGCGCUUAAAAAUGUUACAACUUACCCAAUAAUCUUAUUUUGUGGCCGCGAAGCGUUCCUUGGCCUUUGCACCGAGUACAUUCAGUCGCUUUUUAUGUCCAGAGUAAUUUUAUCUCUGGUUUGGGUUGCCCUCAACUUAGUCAUAGCUAUCACGGUGUCUGAUAUUACACCAGUUAUAAAUUUGAUGGGUUCCUUGUCAGCAGCUUUCAUUUUUAUUUUCCCAGGAAUUUGUCUGUUACAAAAUACUCUAAUAAAAGAUCCAUACUUGUACCUGAACAAAGAUAAGUGUAUUGUCAUUUUCUCGGCAUUUUUGUUAGCCGUAGGCGCGUUUGUUUGCGGCGUUGUCUUUGUAGAGUCCAUACAGGAUAUGGUCAGGGAAAAAUCAACCUCGUCACUUGUCACAGGUUUCAGAAUCGGAAUCAGAGAUAGCUUGUGCGUUUGACAUUGAAAUAUGGCUUUCAUAGAGCAUUCCAGAAGGCCGAAGGCAACCAAAUGAUAAUACUUUACUACAUAUAUUUAAGAUAAUGGUAUACUUGCAAUUUGAUGAGAGCUGAAAAAAAACUCGAUGCUCUAUAAAUAUGCACGAUAUCAUUGCAAACGAUAAAAUAUAAGUGAUUUUAUUGGUAAUUAUAAUAUUAUAGUGUGAAACUUUUUAUAAUAAUUAUCAAAUUCAGACUGACAUUUUUGUAAUGAACUAUAGAACCAUUGUGAUCUCACUACCUACCUAUUUUGAUAAUAAAUAUUUGCCUUUCA
This is a messenger RNA of Neodiprion virginianus, 1853 nucleotides long. Its product is annotated as putative sodium-coupled neutral amino acid transporter 7. Gene Ontology annotation, molecular function: amino acid transmembrane transporter activity. The coding region runs from base 169 to 1542 and encodes 457 amino acids. Lineage: Eukaryota; Metazoa; Arthropoda; Insecta; Hymenoptera; Diprionidae. The record is from RefSeq and is a predicted model, not a curated record. The transcript is spliced from 5 exons. Gene Ontology annotation, biological process: amino acid transmembrane transport.